AGGUGGCCGAGAGUAGCUUGGAGAGGGUGCCUGGUGCAGUUGCGCAAGAGAGUGCGCCUCUUUUCCCCUCCCUCUCGCUCCGCUUUUUGUGCCGCGGCUGCUUCGUUAAUUCGGAUUGCCCCGCCCCAGCCAUGGUGAUCGAGGAAGUGCUGCCCCUGGAAAGUUCCAGCCUGGCCCGUCUGCUGCGAGAUCCCCAGGAAAGCGGCCGCACACUGGUGCUGGACUGCCGGCCCUUUCUCGCUUUCUGCCAGGCGCACCUGGUAGACUCGCGGCCCGUGCAUUGGAACGGGCUGCUCCGGCGCAGGUCCCGUGGCAGAACCGGAGUGAGCCUCGAUUGGCUGGUGCCGGACCGGGCGCUGUUGGGGCGGCUCCGCAAGGGAGAACUCACCCACUUGGUGGUGCUGGACGAGGCCAGCGGCUCGGUGGCGGCGCUGCGGCCGGACAGCUUGGCUAGGUUACUCCUGAACGCCCUCCUCUUGGAAGACAGAUCUGGGACCUCGCGCAUUUACCUGCUUAAAGGUGGCUUUGAGAAUUUCCAGGCCAAUUUCCCAGAACUCUGCUCUGAGACGCCUAUGUCAACUCCUUCCCCUGCUCUGAGAAGCCCUGAAGACAACAGCAAUGAAGCAAUCACUCCCCUGUAUGACCAGGGUGGGCCAGUAGAAAUUCUACCCUUUCUGUACCUGGGUAGCUGCUAUCACUCCUCCAACAGGGAGGUUCUGGAGUCCCUGGGGAUUACUGCUGUGCUCAAUGUGUCCUCCAGCUGCCCCAACCACUUUGAAGGACAGUUUCUCUACAAGAGUAUCCCAGUGGAAGACAACCACAUGGCUGAAAUCAGCGUUUGGUUCCAGGAAGCCAUCAGCUUCAUUGACUCAGUCAAAAACAGUGGUGGGCGAGUGCUGGUUCAUUGCCAAGCUGGCAUUUCCCGCUCUGCCACCAUCUGCCUUGCCUACUUGAUCCAGAGCCGCCGGGUGCGCCUGGAGGAGGCCUUCGACUUCGUCAAGCAGCGCCGCGGGGUCAUCUCACCCAAUUUUGGCUUCAUGGGGCAGCUUUUGCAGUUUGAGACAGAGGUGCUGUGCCAUUAACUCAGCGGCCUCUCAUUGCCUUCAAAGCCAGUUGAUAGGAAGCGGGGUGGGCAACCCUCCUUCCAAGGACAGAGAGACUGAUAACUCGUGUUUCUGUUUACAUCCCUAUGGGGGCGCUGUAACCCAGGACAAUAUCGCUUCUUGAUUGCACUAAAUGAUGCUGGAGGAUCCCUUUGGGGAGAGGAAUCCCUUCUGCAGCCAGACAAGACUUUCUCUCUUGGCUGUUUUAAACUGCCCUCCUCUUAACCUGCUUAUUGCACAAUAAGUAUCUUGGAUAAGGGCAGUGGAGAGGGGCUUAGACAAUGCGGAGGGGGAGCUGUCCCCGCUCCUACAUUGGUGAAUCAUUGUAAGGCCAGAACUCUCCCACUGAAGCUGUAAAAGAAAUCCAAACUAGGAUGUACUUUUGUCAAAUCAAUCAAUGUAGUCCCAAACUAGUGCUUGUUGGUGCAUUGUGUUCCUCCUUAGCUCUCUGCCAGAUCCUUGCAGCUUUGUGUCACAGCGAAGCCUGUGGUUUAAACUCUCAAUUUCCUUGUGUUAUCUGGGGGUUCAAGCUGUUCAACAGGGAGAAAUAAUCAGCCAGCUUGUCAGAUGAUGUCGUGUCUUACAAAUGGGUGCAGGACAUGUAAAAGAGCCACGGAAGGGCUCUGUGUUAAAGACAUUUGUAUAGAUAUCAAUAAAUCCAGGCAGGCAUCUUUUCUCCCUUUCUCCAGCAUCCUUGUGAUGUAGGCUAAGCUGAGAAAAUGGUACUAGCAGAAGGUGAUCCAGGAAGGUUCCUGGCUAAUAGAGGCACAAGCACCGUCUAUUCACAUGGGACUAACUUUUUAAUGCAUCACCCAUGGAGAUGGUGGACUGACAGACCUGCGGCUGAAGCAUUCCACUUCCUUCUGCUGGUCUUUCCAGCUUCUGGGCCUCAGUUAUUAGCAGGGAUUUUUCUUUCUGCUUUUCUUUGGGUAAUCCUCCUUCUUUGUUCAUCCUCCUCUGCUUCAGGCUCAAGUAGAAAUGUCCAGGGAGAUUCAAUUCUACACUGAGCUCUUGAUAGCCCACUAGAAUACCUGGUGUGAUCCACUUGGCUCUUCGAUCACCAGCCUUACUUAGGUCACCCAAUGACCAACAAGUAUUCUCUGUAACCGGUUAUUGGUUGUUCAUAUAUGCUGUGAAAAAGGGAGGCAUGGGGGGGAGGGGCAAGAGUCUUCCUCCCCACCCCACCCCAAAAUGCAGGUCAGGAGCAUUUGCUGGCCCAGUGCUCUACAGCCUUCCUUGUGAGUAGAGUGAGCCUGGGGAGAGAACCAGCCAGCCUCCUGUUCUGCAGGGACGGAUCUCCUUUUCUGAGUGCACUGAGAACAGACAACACCUUUUGCAGCCAAAGAAAACCUUCCUUUCCUUCCUCCGAGGUGUUGUCUUGGACCACAGUGGGCACAAUCUACUGGGAAAGCCUCCUGCCCAGCUCCUGCUCCUUUCAGUAAGCCUUGCACAGGAGAACCUCCCGGUGGAUUGUACCCAAACUCAUUCUCCGCCCCCCCCAACUCCUCCCAUCGAGCAAUAUAAAGUUUGUACAUUCAUGCGAUUAGGAGAAUUUUGUUAUCAACUGACAUUUUAAAUGUCUCUUGCACUUUAUAUUUAUUAUCAGCUGUUGCAAUAAAAAAACAUUUUUAUAUUG
Molecule: messenger RNA, 2739 nt
Organism: Heteronotia binoei (common prickly gecko)
Lineage: Eukaryota; Metazoa; Chordata; Lepidosauria; Squamata; Gekkonidae
Gene: DUSP2
Product: dual specificity phosphatase 2
Exons: 4
Coding region: 132-1082 (316 amino acids)
Biological process (GO): negative regulation of MAPK cascade; endoderm formation; protein dephosphorylation
Cellular component (GO): nucleus; cytoplasm
Molecular function (GO): protein tyrosine/threonine phosphatase activity; MAP kinase tyrosine/serine/threonine phosphatase activity
Source: RefSeq, a predicted model, not a curated record